GCAAACUUACAGCAACUCGCACAGCGAGUUCGUGCUAUCCUCGUCGCGCUGUGCGCGAUGCAAUAACAAAUAAAAGAUGCAGCAACAUCUGUAAUUUUCAUAAGGCUCUGAGGAGGGCCUGAGGAGUGUGGGCGAGCAGCGAGGAUGUCUGAGGACGCGCCCCUCCCGGACCCCCCGCCCCCGCCUCCGCUGGAAGGCGAGAAGGCGCCGCUGCCUGCGAAGCUCGCUGGGCUGCAAACAGCAUUACCGCAGCAAGACUUCCAGAAAAUCAUCGUCCAUGGAAAGCCUAAGGAGCCGGACCGGGAGCGCAAGGCUGUUUGCAAGCCUCCAAAUGACCAGCACCUGCCAACAUCACGGCUAAAGCUAUUUUGCUUUGACAAGACCACGGGCAAGCCGCUGGCGAAUGUACAGGUCGCGGUGAAGACGCUGCCAAACAACGACCCGGACAAAUCUAAAAGCGUGUCCAACGCCUUUGGCAACCGCGCCUUCUCGCGGAAGGAUGGCUACGUCAGCUGCAAGGUGUUGGCUGGCUACCCGUACCUCAUCUCCGCCACCGCCUCCGGCUUCCACGACUUCGGCCACAUGGGCGAGCACCUGCUGCUGCGCCCCGGCGACGGCGAGGUGGUGGAGGCGGAGGUGGGGCUGGUGCCCAUCCGCAUCGCGGUGGUGGUCACGCUGCGCGAGCUGCGGCCGCUGCACCACCCCGACUCCAUGCAGCGCGACGUGACGGGGCAGGUGAACCCGCUGUUCUCGCUGCCCAAGAUCGACACGCGCUUCGGCGUGCCGCCUCAGCGCGUGUCCUUCUACAGCAGCGAGGGCAUCAAGAUGGACUUUGUGGCCACCACCGUGGAGUCUCAGGACGUGCUGGUGGGCUGGCCCGGCACACUGGGCAACACCGCGGAGGCCGCCACGUGCUCGUUGGGCAUCUACUCCACAGACAACGACGGCCACUGCUUCUUCUACGGGCCCAAGGUGGGCGGCAAGCGCGGAAACGGCCGCAAGCCGCGCGACUGGUCGCAGAUCGACGUGGGGCGCUGGGAGUACACGUGCAAGUACCACCUGCGUGCCAACUGGGAGUCGCCGGUGUGCAUGCUGUUCGAGUCGUACCGGCGGCAGGUGGACUACCCAGCCCACGUGGCGCGCUACCCGCCGCGCGGCGACGCCAAGGACCGCCUCAACGCCUCCCCGGGCAAGCGCCGCGCCUCGCUGGCCGCUCUUCUCCCCGGAAGCCGGGAGGAGCUGGCGGCCAGCCGGGAGGCCCUGGCGCUGGCGCCCGUGCAUGAGAUCAUGCGUGCCAGCAGUAUCGCGGGCAGCACCCGCGGCGGCGGCGCGGCGGCGGUGGGAGCUGGGGCCGGCGGCAACGGCAGCACGCCGACGGGCGUGAAGAACAAGGAGCAGCUCAUGAGCAGCUUCUUGGAGAGCGCGGCAGAGGUAGCGGCGGUGGCGUCGAGCGGGGGCAGUGUGGCGGACCCGAAUGAGCCGGAGGCGCCGCCGCCGCCGCCGCCUCUGGAGCUGCAGUCGUCGCACGCGGCGGCGUCCGCCGCCGGCGGCGACGGGGCAGAGGCGCGCUCCCAGGCGGGCGCUAGCGGCAGCGGCCGCGGGCGGCCGGGCAGCAGCCGCGGGCGGAAUGCGGUGGCGGCGGAGGCGCGCAGCGUGGCGGCGGCUGCGGCCGCGGCGGCGGCGGGCAGUGCUUUGGACCCUGAUGAGGUCCAGGAGCUGGAGGCGGAGCUGGCUGUGUACCCCGACAACAACAUCCACAACUACCUGGACCCUGGGGAGUACAAGCUGCAGAUGAAGGACCCGUCCAGGCUGCUCAUCUUCUACACCUACAGCGGCGACGGCGAGGCGGCGGAGAUCAACCGCGCGCAGAACGCGGUGGUGCCCUUCACCAUGCGGAACACCGACGACUCCUUCAUCCACCCGCGCGACGGCUCCAUCCUGCGCCCCACACAGUUCCCGGUGCAGCUGUACUGCCGCGCCCGGCCCUGGUUCCACAUCGCGGUGUACGACGUGGAGAGCCUGGAGGAGGUGGGCACCCGCUACGGCCUGUUCUUCACCAUUGAGCGCAUCACCAUACAGCCCGCCGGCACUAAGGCCCGCGGCAGCGAGGGCGACGGCAUGAGCAAUGGCGGCGGUCCGGGGCGGCGGCUCAAGGGCCAGAAGGACGAGCGCAACGCGGACGUGGACGCAUACCUGGAGAAGCAAAAGGAGAAGGGCAAGCUGGCUCACCUGUGGGCCAAGGCCGAGGUGGCGGAGGCGGAGGCCACCGGCAAGCAGUUCCUGCUGCCGCAGGAUAGUGAGGCACUUGACCCCAAUGUCUUCCCCUACAAGGUUGAGGAGGUGGAGGUGGUGAGCGAGUUGAUGUACAGCGGCCACCUGGGCGCCAACAAGGACAAGAUGUGGAUGACGCCGGGAGACAAGUACCGGCUGACAGUGCAGAUGCGGACGCCCUUCCUAGACUACGACGCAGUGCAGGUGCGGGUGGCCAACUGGGAGCUGGAGCCGUUUGUGUUCUACGCCAUGCGCAAGGUGGUGCUGCUGGUGGGCGUGCGCGAGGCCUUCAACCAGCAGCCCAUGCCCCACACCGAGGUGGUGGUGGAGGUGCGCGAGCCGCCGCAGCCGCCGCGGCCGCCCGUGGUGAAGCCGGAGUGGUGCGAGGCGCCGUCCGCCUACGCGCAGCGCAUCAUCGACCAGCUCAUCGACUACGUGGUGCAGAACAACCGCGAGGCCAUGGCUGUGGAGAAGGGCCCGGCCAGCGAGCAGCGCGGCUACACGGACGCGGAGGGGCUGGUCAGCUUCGAGGUGCCGCCGGAGAGCCGCGUGUUCGUGCGCGCCGUGAACACGGUGGACUUCGAGGCCACCGAGUCCACCAGCGAGCGGCUGCUGACGUCGGAGCCGGAGCAGUUCGUGGGCUUCCAGCUGCAGCGCAUCUGCCGCACCGCCGCCGUGGUGCUGGACAGCGCCACCGGCGAGGGCGUGCCGGGCUUCACGCUCAAGGGCUACGACAUCACAGACUAUGUGCCGGACGUGCCCAAAGAGGGCAGCAAGAAGGUGCGGCAGCUGCUGGACCCCGACCUGCUGGACGACGUGGACGUGGAGGCGCUGGGGCUGGAGCCCUUCCAGGUGGAGACCACGGGGCCGGACGGCGCGGCCAUGCAGCCCUUCUGCCGCCGCGCCGGCCGCGUCAUCAAGGUCCUGGUGGCGGCGUCGCCGCGCAGCCACCUCAUGCCCAGCCUGGUGAUGCCGCGCAGCGCCAACGCGCUGUACGUGGUGACCAGCGACAAACACAGCGUGGUGUUCAAGGCGCCCAGCAGGCCGCGAGUGCGGGUCAUCUGCCACGACACGUGCACCUUCGAGGAGAUUUACGGCGUGCGUUUCCGAGUCAUGGUACGGCGGAUCGAGGCGCCGCCGCCGCCGCCCGAGAACGCCUCCGGCGCGGGCCGCCGCUCCGGUGCCAGCAGCCGCAUCAUGUCGCGCGCCGCCAGCCGCGCCGGCAGCCGCGCAGGCAGCCAGGCGCCUUCGCGCUCCAUCAGCCGCACCAACAGCAUGCGCGCCAGCGCCGCCACCGCGGCGGCCGCCGCCGCCGCCGUUGCCAACGCGGCGGCGAUCGACGCCGCGGUCGCGGGCAUCGCUGCGGAACGGGCUGCGGCGGAGGCGGCGGAGCCGCCUCCGCCCCCGCCCCCUCCGCCGCCGCCGGCGUUGCUGGCUGCCACGGCGGCGGCGAUCGCGGUGCUGCGAGACCAGCAGCGUGACACGGUGUCGCAGGUUGAGGAGCUGGAGCGGACCAUGGCGGAGCUGCAGGACCAGCAGGAGGCCGACCUGGCGUCGGGCUCCGGCUCGAUGGAAGCGGCGGAGGCGGUGGCGGCGCAGCAGCGGCAGCUGGAGCCGCUGAUGGCUGGCCUCAAGGCCUCGCUACAGCGGCAGCAGCAGCAGCUGGAUGAACUGCUCGCAGCGGAGGCGGAGGCCGCGGCGGCGGUGGCAGCCGCCGCCGCCGCCGCAGCGGAGCAGGCGGCACUGGACGCCGCCGCGGCGGCGGCUGCGCCGCCGCCGGAGCCCGAGUUUGUGCCCGGGGCGGGGUACAACGAGGCUGCAGCCAAGGCGCUGGCGGCUGCGGCGUCUUUCAAUCCGGACGCGGCCAUGGCCUCCGGCGGCCUGGACGCGAUCUUUGGCACUGGCACUGUCGCCGCUGCCAGUGCGCCGCGCGCCCGGCGCAAGACCAGCGACUCGCAAGGCGGCGGUGGCAGCGUCGGCGCCGCGGGCGCCUCCCUCCGCACGCGCCUGCGCGGCGUGGGCUCCGGCAACGGCGACGGCAGCGCGACUCGCGGCGGCGCCGGCGCCGCAGCAAACAGCCGCAAUGUGGGCAUGGGCGUGCGGGCCGAGGAGGAUGACGCGACGUUGAAGCGGCGUGCGGAGGAGGAGGCGAUGAUGGCGGUGUUUGACCAGGCGCCGGAGGAGGAGGAGCCGUGGGGGCGGGUGAUCUGGGACAGCGUCACGGGUCUGGAGGAGAACGACAACCUCAUCCUGGAGGAGGACGCGGAGGUGGCUGUGCAGAUCUUCCCCUGCUGGCCCUACGACGUGCGCAGCCAGAUGCUCAAGGGUCGGGCUGUGGGGCACGUGGGCCCGCCCGACUUCCGCUUCUACCUGCCGCGAGACGGCGACGCGUUCCGCUUCUGGCUGGAGCGCGACAAGGCGCUGCCCGACUUCUGGGACGAGCAGGGCGCCGCGCGGCUGCCGUAUCACCCGCUGGCUCGCCUGCAGCCGCUGGCGCCGCCACACCGCCUGCUGGCGCGCCCGCACGGCGACCUGAAACUCCUGCGGCCGCCCGCCUUCGACCUCAACGCCAUCACAGAUCCCGCAGUCACUGCCGACACGGACCCGCGCCUGGCUAGCGCCAACGCCACGCCGCGUGUCAACUUCGCGGACGUGCCACUCACCAUCGACGACGGCGGCAAGGGUACCAAGUCCGGGCUGGUGCCCAAGCUAUCGCUGGCAGGGCCGGAGGCGGAGGACCUGCGGUCGGCGCUCAAGGGAUCGGAGGAGGUUCGCAAGCUGCACCGGACCGUGUCGGCGGUGCAGUACGACCCCAACGACGCCAACGAGGACAUGAACGACCUGGCCUGGAACCAGCUGCGCCUCAGUGACGCCUCCUACCUGCCGCUGGAGCGCACGCGCCUGCUGCAGUUCCUCACCAAGUGGGGCUCCUUCCCGCACAUACAGGGCGGCCACUGCAAGGCCUGCGCCGGUGUGGACCGCACGCCCGACACCAACCCGCUGCUGCUCGCUUCCGCGCCGCCCACGCCGCGCUUCGCCGGCGACUCGCCGCGCAGCGGCGGCGGCACCGCGCGCAGCGGCGCCGACGACGCCGCCGGCACCGCGCCGUACGGCGGCCACGGGCCGGCGCACCGCGGGGCUCUGUACCGGUCGCGCCUGGUUCCGGGGCUGGAGCUGGCGGCGCAGUGGGUGUUCGACCAGCGGCCAGCGCCGCGGCCCGAGGUGCCUCCGCACCUGCGCCGCUUCGUGCCAGACCGCUUCGCGCGCACGCAUGCCAUCGUGGCGCACAGCGAGGCCAUCUACUGCAAGUCGCCGUUCUUCACGUGGUGGCUGCCCAACGGCGGCGGCGUGCACGUGGCCGUGAACGACGGGCUGUACCGCGACCUCAUCCCGCUCAUCGAUGCAGUGGCGCUGUCGGUCGAGUACAUGGACCAACACCUGGAGAAGGUGAACAAGGUGAACGAGGGCCGCGGCAAGCACGGCCGCUUCCUGCUGGGGCACGAGGUGGUGGACUCGUUCUGCGGCGGCGUGUUCAUCUUGGACGUGUCCAGUGCGCAGCCCUUCUCCGGCAUCAGCUUCAUGCUGGAGCAGCUGUCCAAGACGUUUGACUACUGGGCCGGCUCCACGCCCGAGGGAAUGACGCCGCCGCGCUUCAACGUGUUGCUGUGCAGCCGCGAUGUGGUGGAGUGCUGGCGCAGCGGCCUGGGCUACGUUACGGAGGGGCUGCUGGGGCGGCUGCGGCCCUGGUACGAGGACGUCAAGCAGAAAAUGCCGGCCGCGCCCGGGUUCAAUAUGGAGAAGGCGCUGCGCACCGCCGCCGGCAUGGCCAAGAGCCAGGUGCCGCUGUUCCUGCUGUGCGGCGGGCUGCUGGAGAGCCCGCUCAACACGCCCACGGAGAUGUCCAGGGUGCUGUACGACAUGCAGCUGGCAUGCAUCAACACGCAGGCGCCCAUGCAGCCCGUGCAUGCCGUGGAGCUCUACCCCAUGCCGCAGGCCCGCGUGGAGGGCGGCGCCUCGGGCGUGGCCCCCGCCUCCGAGGCGGGAGACGACGACAUCGGCGAUGGCGCCGGGCCGCGGGAGCUGCGGCCGCUGCCGCCCGCAGCGCGCCUGGGCGGCGCCGACGACGGCAUGACAGAGGUGUCGGUGGAGGAGGCGGCGGCGCUGGGCUCCAACAUCUUUGCGCUGCUGGUGGACUCUCUGGCCUGCGAGCGCGUGCGACUGCUGGAGCUGUUCCGCGAGGUGGACAAGGACAGCGACGGCUGCCUGGACUGGUCGCAGCUGUACCGCCUGGUGCUGCGGCUGGUGCCGGACGCCACGCCCGCGCACAUCCGCUACGUGCAGCUGCUGCUGGACCGCACUGGAGACAACCGCGUGCGGUACAAGGACCUCGCGGCGGCGGUGCGCGCCUGCUCGCGCGGCGGCAUCACGGUGUCGCUGCGCGACCGGCUGGAGGUGGCGCUGGUGCUGCACAAGAUGGCCAUCACGAUGCUGGUGGGCCGCGUCACGCCCGCCGAGCUGUUUGCGCGCUACGACUGUGACGAGGACAGCUAUUGGAGCGAGAAGGAGCAGUGGAACAUGCUCAAGGACUUGUUCCCUGGCCUGCGCCCCGCCGAGCACGCGCUGUUGUUCGAGGCGUUCCAGGACGUGGACAAGAACGGCGACGGCCGCAUCAGCCGCGACGAGUGGAGCCGCGCCUUCAGCGCCGGCGGCGUGCCGGGACUGCCGGGCACGGGCAUGCUGGGCACGGCGGACCAGAUCCAGCGCAUGAAGGAUGCCGGCGAGCUGGAUGACUUCACGAUCAUGGCCAUGAAGGCGGCGGAGGAGAACAAGCGGCUGUCGCGCAUCCGCGGCGCCGACUUCCCGCUCACCGCCGCGCUGGUCAAGAUCGCGGGCGCCACACGCGGCAUGCACCGCCGCCUGGACCUGGGCCGCGCGAGGGCCUUCGCCGACCCCAUUGACCUGGUGCCGCUGCAGCAGGUCCGCGACGCGCUGGACGCCAACCUGCAACAGCUGCUGGCGUUCGAGAAGGCCUACGGCAAGCAGCUCACCGCCGAGUACCAGGACCGGCCCUUCCGCAACUACCCCGGCCAGGCCAACCCGCUCACCGCAGACCCCGGCUCGCUUGCCCGCGGCGGCGCGCGCAAGCGCCCCGCCUCCGCCAACCGCGCGCUGCGCCCCACGCGCGAGUCCUCCUCCGCCUACUCCUCCUCCUCCGCGGCCACCUCUAUUGCCCCCAGCUCCGCGCACCGCGCGGGCGGGCUGGGCAGCACCGCUGGCCGCAGCGGCGCCGGGAGCUACCGCGAGCCGCCGUCGCCGUCGCGGCCAGAGUCGGCGCGAAGCGCAGCCCGGCCGCGGUCGCGGCCCCACUCCGCCGCCUCCUCCCGGGCCCCGUCGUCGCGGCUGCUCGAGCCCACGGCCUCACACACAGCCUACCUCGCAGCCACAAACAGCGGCGGCGGCGGCGGCAGCCGCCCCGGCAGUGCCGCGCCCGGCUCUCGCCCCGGUUCCCGGCCCAGCUCCCGGCCCAGCUCCGCAUCCCGGCAGCGGCCGCCCAUGUCGCCUGUGCCGGCGUGGGCCACGGCGGCGGCGGCCAGCGACGACCCGCACCUUCGCAAGCUCGCUGAGCACGAGGCCAGCUCCGGCGAAGUGGGCGCCAUGCCGCCACUGGGCCGCGAGCACAGCGCCAGCAGCCAGCAGGCGCAGCCCUGGCACACCGGCGCCUCCGCCGGCCUCGGCCUGGGCGGCGGCGCUGGUGGCGGCGGCAGCUUCAGCAGCCGCGCCGGCGGCGGACUGCUGGCGUCGCGCCCAUCGGGCAGCAUUGCUGACGUCAGCGUCGGCGAUGGCGGCGCCGGCACUGGCGGCGGCGGCGGCGACCCGCGCCUGGCGGGCCGUCAGGAGUACCGGCCGCCGUCGGAGCGGUCGCUGCUGCGGCCGUCGGCCUCGUACGGCAGCCGGACACCGGGCUCAAGCAAGGCGCCGUCGGCGGAGCCCAGCGCCGCCAGCGUGAAUGGCGGCGGUGGUGAGGCGGCGGCUAGCGGUGUGGGAGGCGGCGACGGCGGCAGCAAUGCGUCGUCAAGGCCGAACAGCGCACCCGCGCGGCGGCCCGGCGGCGGCAGCAGCGUGGGCGGCGGCAGCGUGCGCGGCAGCGUUGCGUUCGGGGCCGGAGGCGGCGAUGGCAGUGGCGCUGGCAUGCCGGCGGUGUACGGCAAGAUCCCGCUGCCGCCGUCGGCGCGGCGGCAGCUGCCCAUGAAGAGCGCGAUGCUUGGCUUUGAGGGCGAGGGGCUGGAGGGCGGUGCGUCUGGCGGCCUCCCCUUCCUGUCAUCCCCCGACCCCAACGCGCCGCCUGCUGGCGCCGGCGCCAGCGGUGCUGGCAGCCGGCCCUCGUCUGCGGGGCGGCGGUCGUUCGGGCCGGCUGGGUUCCGAAUGGACUCAGGCAACAGCCGCACGUCGCAGGGAUGGGUGUGAUCAUGUGGUGCCGUUAAGGUGCGCGUGGUCAGGGAGGCCCCCGGGGGGCGUAUGCUGCUGGUAUCGAUGGGCCUUUGGCUGCCGAAGCCAGGGCGCGCUCAAGUGUGCCGCAGACGGCAUGCGCCUUUGCGCAUUUUUGCGAGGUAGGGCAAUCGAGCACUUCGAUGGCUGCCAUGAGGGCGUGCAUCUCGACGUUGCACGUGAGGGCGCCAGAGCCAGCGGCGCGCAUGCAAAAUGCGAUCUUGAUCGUCUAGUUGCAUUGUCUAGUAUUAGUUGGUGGUGUGUACGCAGUGACAGCCAUGCAUGGCACCGCGUGCAGAGGUGGGCGAGGCCGGUGUGGUUGGGGGAUGCAUUCUUCAGUCAGAUCUUCAGGUGGUGUCACAUAGACGGUCGCUCGACGUGUUACAUUAUAACUUUAUUGCGCAUUGUCACAGGCGGAUGUUUCCUAUGAGUAAAGGAUGCGAUUGGUCACACGUUAAGUAAAGACGAACCGGCGCGAAAUGCAAAUGCACGGUAGGGUACAAUCUGCAGGUUGAGCUUGACGUACUUAUCGAUUGCUUGUACUUUUCAUUGACAUAUGCUUCUUGCUAGUGACAACGAGGCCGCUGAGGCAAGCCCUUCACCUCCUGUAAAGGCGUUGUCAAUUUCAACGUUC
Chlamydomonas reinhardtii is the source of this 9391-nucleotide messenger RNA. RefSeq lists its product as uncharacterized. Gene Ontology annotation, molecular function: calcium ion binding. The record is from RefSeq and is a predicted model, not a curated record. The transcript has 35 exons. NCBI's taxonomy places the organism in Eukaryota, Viridiplantae, Chlorophyta, Chlorophyceae, Chlamydomonadales, Chlamydomonadaceae. Bases 145 to 8736 code for a protein of 2863 amino acids.